AUACUCACCAAAUCAACUGUUGAUGAUCAGCGGCGAGAGGCUAUGAAAAGUAGAGAGCGCAUGAGAAACGCAAACACCGGGGAUUACGAAGCCAAGAGAAGUUUCACGGGAUAAAGGAUCUCCGACUUCUUUCAGAGAAAUUGAUCGGAUAGCUUCCUGCUACAAAGCUAUCUGGUAUAAGAACAAAGCCAAAGUUUUUUUAAUCUACGGCUAAUAAAAGCAUUAAAAAUGGCUGGUCUACCAUCUCUGAAUGAUGACCAGAUGAAACUUGUCCAAGACCUAGAGAUAGAAAUGAUGUCUGACAUGUACACAAGAAUGACAAACUCGUGUCAUAAAAAAUGCAUUCCAACCAAGUACAAGGAUUCUGAAAUAGCAAAGGGAGAAGCUGUGUGUAUUGACAGAUGUGUGGCAAAAUACUGGGAAAUCCAUGAACGUGUAGGUAAAAAACUCCAGAACAUGUCGGCUCAAGAUGAAGAGGCUUUGAAAAAGAUGGCAGCACAACAGGGUCUUGUAAAAUAAAAUUUUUAAAUAAUGUAAACUGAAUUUUGUAUAGUAUUGCAGUCAAGUUAAAUCAGUUAUAAUGGAUUAAAAAUUGAAACGGCUUGCAUCUAAGUUAUUAUUUUUUUAAUACAUUUCCAUGAAUAUUUAUAUUCAUAACUUCCUUGUCUUUGUUUUAGAAAUUCAUUGGAACAGAAAUUUAAUUUGCUUUCUAUCUACAGAUGUAGUCUAUAGUACAAUGUUUAAAAUUCUCUGAUAUAAUAAAAUGAUUAAAGUGGGGAGCAAUUUUAACAGAAGAGGUAAUAGGAAAUCGUAAUACCUUUGUAAAUAAAAAAUAUAUACAUGGUUUAUAGUAUUAAUUGAUCUGAAUACAUUUUUACAAAUUAUUUUCAUGCAUAUGAGUAUGGAAAAUAAUCUAAUUGUGCUUAUUGUUGUUUCCAGCUUUGUUCUUAUAUGUUAGAAUAAUUUUUCAUGGAAAUAAAAUAUAUAAAACUUAGUGAAGAAAACUAUUAAAAAGCAGUUCGUUUCACCAAUAUUUGGCAAGUUGAGGAAAUUGUAGGGUAAUAAAGAUGGUUUGGAU
Molecule: messenger RNA, 1078 nt
Organism: Penaeus monodon (black tiger shrimp)
Lineage: Eukaryota; Metazoa; Arthropoda; Malacostraca; Decapoda; Penaeidae
Gene: Tim10
Product: mitochondrial import inner membrane translocase subunit Tim10-like
Biological process (GO): protein insertion into mitochondrial inner membrane
Cellular component (GO): mitochondrial inner membrane
Source: RefSeq, a predicted model, not a curated record